AUGCAGCGGCAGAGGUCGAUUCUGUCUUUCUUCCAGAAGCCAUCGCCGGCGACUAAGGGUUUGGUUUCUGGCGAUGCUAAUACCAGCGGCGGCGGAGGAGGAUCACGAUUUACUGUGAAGGAAGGGGAUGAUGUUGCUCAUGGCGACGCUUCGGUACGCUCUGCGGAACGAAAUGUAUUGAAAUCUGUGGAUGAGGUUAGAGGAACGGAUACUCCGCCGGAGAAGGUUCCGCGUCGUGUCCUUCCGUCCAGCUUCAAGCCGGCUGAAUUCGCCGGAGGAGCUCCGUCUCUGUUCUCCAAUAUCAUGCAUAAGUUUGUUAAGGUCGAUGAUCGAGAAUGUUCUGGAGAGAGGAACGGAGAACAUGUUGUUCCGCUUCAUGAUUCUUCUGUAUGUAUGAAGGCUGAUAAUGUUUUCCCUCAGUUUUGUUCCAAUAACGAUCAACCACAAGAAAGAGACCAUGCUUUUAGCGUCAGUGGGACAGAUAAUCUAAGGUCAAUAGAAGAUGUAGGAGUAGAUGAUGAUGUUCUUGGCCCAGAAACACCAGGGAUGCGUCCAAGUGUUUCUCGUUUGAAGCGAGUUCUCGAGGAUGGAAUGACUAUUAAGGAGAAUAAGGUCCCUGUAUUGGAUUCUAACAAAAGGCUGAAGAUGCUCCAGGAUCCGAUUUGUGGAGAGAAGAAAGAAGUUAACGAAGGAACCAAAUUUGAAUGGCUUGAGCCUUCUCGGAUCAGGGAUGCCAAUAGAAGACGGCCUGAUGAUCCGCUUUACGACAGAGAGACCCUAUACAUACCAGCUGAUAUUUUCAAAAAGAUGUCUGCGUCGCAGAAACAAUAUUGGAGUAUCAAGAGUCAAUAUAUGGAUAUUGUGCUUUUCUUUAAAGUGGGAAAAUUUUAUGAGCUGUAUGAGCUAGAUGCAGAAACAGGUCAUAAGGAGCUUGACUGGAAGAUGACCAUGAGCGGUGUGGGAAAAUGCAGACAGGUCGGUAUCUCUGAAAGUGGGAUUGAUGAUGCAGUGCAAAAGCUAGUAGCUCGUGGAUAUAAAGUUGGACGAAUCGAGCAGCUAGAAACAUCUGACCAAGCAAAAGCCAGGGGUGCGAAUACUAUAAUUCCGAGGAAGUUAGUUCAAGUAAUAACUCCAUCUACAGCAAGCGAGGGUAACAUCGGUCCUGAUGGUGUGCAUCUUCUUGCUAUAAAAGAGAUCAAAAUGGAGCUAGAAAAAUGUUCAACUGUGUAUGGAUUUGCUUUCGUUGAUUGUGCUGCCUUGAGGUUUUGGGUCGGGUCCAUCAGCGAUGAUGCCUCAUGUGCUGCUCUUGGAGCUUUAUUGAUGCAGGUUUCUCCAAAGGAAGUGGUAUAUGAAAGUAAAGGGCUAUCAAGAGAAGCCCAAAAGGCUCUAAGGAAAUAUACAUUGACAGGGUCUACAGCAGUACAGUUGUCUCCAGUAUCACAAGUGAUGGGGGAUACGGAUGCUUGUGGAGUGAGAAAUAUGAUAGAAUCUAACGGAUACUUUAGAGGUUCUUCUGAAUCAUGGAACUCCGCUGUUGAUGGUCUAAGUGCAUGUGAUAUUGCCCUUAGCGCCCUUGGAGAACUAAUAAAUCAUCUGUCGAGGCUAAAGCUAGAAGAUGUACUUAAGAAUGGGGAUAUUUAUCCGUACCAAGUUUACAGGGGUUGUCUCAGAAUUGAUGGUCAGACGAUGGUAAAUCUUGAGAUAUUCAACAAUAGCUGUGAUGGUGGUCCUUCAGGUACCUUGUACAAAUAUCUUGAUAAUUGUGUUAGUCCAACUGGUAAACGGCUCUUAAGGAAUUGGAUCUGUCAUCCACUCAAAGAUGUAGGAAGCAUCAAUAAAAGACUCGAUGUAGUUGCAGAAUUCACAGCUAACUCAGAAAUUAUGCAAAUAACUGGCCAGUAUCUCCAUAAACUUCCCGACUUAGAAAGACUGCUCGGACGCAUUAAGUCUAGCGUUCAAUCAUCAGCCUCUGUUUUGCCUGCUCUCCUAGGGAAAAAAAUACUGAAACAACGAGUUAAAGCAUUUGGGCAAAUUGUGAAAGGGUUCAGAAGUGGAAUUGAUCUGUUGUUGGCUCUACAGAAGGAAUCAAAUAUGAUGAGUUUAAUUUGUAAACUCUGUAAACUUCCUAUAUUAGUUGGAACAAGCGGGUUAGAGUUAUUCCUUUCUCAAUUCGAAGCAGCUAUAGAUAGCGACUUUCCAAAUUAUCAGAACCAAGAUAUGACAGAGGAGAAUGCUGAAACUCUCACAGUGCUUAUCGAACUAUUUAUCGAAAGAGCCACUCAAUGGUCUGAGGUCAUUCACACCAUAAGCUGUCUCGAUGUCCUGAGAUCUUUUGCAAUCGCUGCAAGUCUCUCUGCUGGAAGCAUGGCCAGGCCCAUUAUUUUUCCAGAAUCAAAAAGUACAAAUCAGAGUGAGGAAAUAAAAGGGCCAAUACUUAAAAUCCAAGGACUAUGGCAUCCAUUUGCAGUUGCAGCCGAUGGUCAACUUCCUGUUCCAAAUGAUAUACUCCUCGGUGAGGCUAGAAGCAGCAACAUUUAUCCUCGGUCAUUAUUACUGACAGGACCGAACAUGGGUGGAAAAUCAACUCUUCUCCGAGCAACAUGUCUUGCCGUUAUCUUUGCCCAACUUGGUUGUUAUGUGCCUUGUGAGACAUGUGAACUCUCCCUCGUAGAUACUAUCUUCACAAGGCUUGGCGCAUCUGAUAGAAUCAUGACAGGAGAGAGCACUUUCUUGGUAGAGUGUACUGAGACAGCAACAGUUCUUCAGAAUGCAACUCAGGAUUCACUAGUAAUCCUUGACGAACUCGGCAGAGGAACUAGUACUUUCGAUGGAUACGCCAUUGCAUAUUCGGUUUUUCGUUACCUGGUAGAGAAAGUACAAUGCCGGAUGCUCUUUGCAACGCAUUACCACCCUCUCACCAAGGAGUUCUCGUCUCACCCACGUGUCACCUUGCAACACAUGGCUUGUGCAUUUAGAUCAAGAUCCGGCCAAGAACCACGUGGCUGUGACCAGGACUUAGUUUUCUUGUACCGUUUAACCAAGGGAGCUUGUCCUGAGAGCUACGGACUUCAAGUGGCCCUCAUGGCUGGAAUACCAAACCAAGUGGUUGAGACAGCAUCAGACGCAGCUCAGGCCAUGAAGAGAUCGAUUGGGGAAAACUUCAAGUCAAGCGAACUGAGAUCUGAGUUCUCAAGUCUGCACGAAGAAUGGCUCAAGACAUUGGUUGGUAUCUCUAUAGCUGCCCACAGCGACAUUGCUUUAAUCGAGGAUGAAGAUGUCUACGACACAUUGUUUUGCUUAUGGCAUGAGCUCAGAUCCCAAGUAAAGGCGAUAACAUAA
Molecule: messenger RNA, 3339 nt
Organism: Arabis nemorensis
Lineage: Eukaryota; Viridiplantae; Streptophyta; Magnoliopsida; Brassicales; Brassicaceae
Source: the annotation of a GenBank genome assembly